AUAGAACCCGGCGCGCGGGUGACGCACUUGCCGGCCGCGCGGUGAUUGGCGGAGCCGUGCGCUGACUGGCGGUGGUGCUGGCGGGAGAUUGCAGCAUGGCGUCGGUGGUGCCUGGGUCUGCGGCGGAGUCGCUGUGGCCGGAGGGCUCGGGCGCCGAGGGCGGUUUCGUGCGCGCGGUGUUGGCGUUGCCCGACAAGCCUGACACCACCGUGCGCUUCUUCGAGCGCGGCGAGCACUAUACGGUGCACGGCGGGGACGCGCAGCUGGCCGCCCGCGAGGUCUUCCGCACCCGCGGCGUCAUCCGGCUGCUGGCCGGGGGCCCAGGCAAUCAGAAACUCGAGAGUGUUGUGCUUAGUAAAAUGAACUUUGAAUCUUUUCUGAGAGAUCUACUUCUGGUUCGUCAGUACAGAGUUGAAAUUUACAAGAACAAAGCAGGCAGUAAAUCUACCAAGGAGAAUGACUGGUAUUUGGCAUACAAGGGUUCUCCAGGUAACCUUGCCCAGUUUGAGGAAAUUCUGUUUGGCAAUAAUGACAUGUCGACUGCCAUUGGUGUUGUGGGUGUUAAGCUAUAUACUGCUGAUGGACAAAGAGUAGUUGGAGUUGGGUAUGUUGACACUACACUCAGGAAGCUGGGUGUCUGUGAGUUUCCAGAUAAUGAUCAGUUCUCAAACCUUGAAGCUCUGCUGGUUCAAAUUGGACCUAAGGAAUGCGUGCUACCAGGAGGAGAGACUGCUGGGGAUAUGGAAAAACUACGACACAUCAUUCAAAGAGGAGGAAUCAUGAUUACAGACCGAAAAAAGGCUGAAUUCACAACAAAAGAUAUUGUGCAGGAUCUCAACCGCUUGCUAAAAUCAAAAAAGGAAGAGCAAGUGACUAGUGCAACGUUACCAGAGAUAGAAAAACAGGUUGCUGUUUCAUCCUUGUCAGCCGUUAUCAAGUAUUUAGAGCUCUUGUCGGAUGAAUCUAACUUCGGACAGUUUGAAUUGACUAGCUUUGACCUCAGUCAAUAUAUGAUACUGGAUAAUGCAGCUGUUCGAGCGCUUAACCUUUUCCAGAGUUCUGGUGAAAAUGCCAACAGUACACAAUCAUUGGUUGGGUUAUUAAAUAAGUGCAAAACUCCUCAAGGACAAAGACUGGUUAAUCAGUGGCUCAAACAGCCACUUACGGACAAGAACAGAAUAGAAGAAAGGUUAAAUUUGGUUGAGGCCUUUGUGGUAGACACAGAGCUACGGCAGUGCCUUCAAGAAGAGCUUCUACGUCGUUUUCCAGAUCUCAACCGGCUAGCCAAGAAAUUUCAAAGACAAGUAGCAACCCUGCAGGACUGUUACCGAAUGUAUCAAGCUAUUAACCAACUGCCUAAUGUUGUACAGGCACUGGAAAAACAUGAAGGAGCACAUCAGAUGUUGUUGCUGGCAGUAUUUGUAAUGCCUCUUAAUGAUCUCAGCUCUGACUUCUCCAAGUUUCAGGAAAUGAUAGAAACAACUUUAGACAUGAACAAGGUGGAAAAUCACGAAUUCCUUGUGAAGGCUUCUUUUGAUCCUAAUCUGACCGAGUUGAGAGAGAAGAUGAACAAACUAGAGGAGAGCAUGCAGUCUCUUCUAAAGACUGCAGCCAGAGAACUAGGCUUGGAAGCUGGCAAGAACAUCAAAUUGGACUCCAAUUCACAGUUAGGACAUUACUUCCGAAUUACCUGCCGGGAAGAGAAAGUCCUCCGGAACAAUGCAAAAUAUAAGAUCUUAGAUACCCAGAAGAAUGGUGUGAAAUUCACAAAUAGUAAAUUGAGCUCCUUCAAUGAAGACUACAUAAGAAGCAGAGAAGAGUAUGAAGAGGCUCAGGAAGCCAUUGUUAAAGAAAUCAUUAAUAUUGCUUCAGGAUAUGUAGAGCCAAUACAGACAAUGAAUGAUGUGAUAGCUCAGUUAGAUGCUGUUGUCAGUUUUGCUCAUGUAUCAAAUGGAGCACCUGUGCCGUACGUACGUCCAGUCAUUCUGGAAAAGGGACAAGGAAGAAUUGUGCUGAAAGAUUCCAGACACCCUUGCAUUGAAGUUCAAGAUGACAUAGCAUUCAUCCCGAACGAUGUUAACUUUGAGAAGGGCAAGCAGAUGUUCCAUAUUAUUACUGGUCCUAACAUGGGAGGGAAAUCAACAUACAUUCGCCAGGCUGGAGUGAUAGUUCUAAUGGCCCAAAUUGGGUGCUUUGUACCAUGUAGCUCAGCGGAAGUGACUAUUGUGGAUUGUAUUCUGGCUCGGGUAGGAGCAGGAGACAGUCAGUUGAAAGGUGUCUCGACUUUCAUGGCAGAAAUGUUAGAAACUGCUUCAAUUCUUCGGACAGCAUCUGAAAACUCUUUAAUAAUCAUUGAUGAGUUGGGAAGAGGAACUUCAACAUAUGAUGGAUUUGGGUUGGCAUGGGCUAUUUCAGAAUAUAUUGCCUGCAAAAUUUGUGCCUUCUGUAUGUUUGCUACGCAUUUUCAUGAACUGACAGCACUUGCUAACCAAGUGCCAACUGUGAAUAAUUUACAUGUCAGCGCACUAACCACUGAUGAGAUGCUGACUAUGCUUUACCGUGUCAAGAAAGGUGUCUGUGAUCAGAGUUUUGGAAUACAUGUAGCAGAGCUUGCGGCUUUUCCAAAGCAUGUAAUAGAGAGUGCAAAAGAGAAGGCUCUGGAGCUAGAGGAGUUCCAAACUAUUGGAAAACCUGAGGAAUCUGAAGGAGAACCAGCAGCUAAGAGACGCUACAGAGAAAAAGAGGAAGGUGAAAAAAUAAUUCAGGAUUUCCUUUGCAAAGUGAAAGCAUUGCCCUUGAGAGACAUGUCAGAGGAAGACAUCAGAACCAAACUGAAACAAUUGAAAGCUGAAGUGCUGGCAAAGAAUAAUGGUUUUGUGAAUGAAAUUGUUUCCCGAACAAAAGUUACUCCAUGAAAAAAGCUAAAAUGACACUGCUUGAAUUGUUUUAAGUCACAAGAACUAUUGUUUUCUUGUCUUGUAGGUUUUAUGCUUUGUGAUGUUUUGUACUCAUUACUGAAGCAACACUUUCUCCUGACUUGUAAUUACUUUUUUAAAUGAGUACCUAUUGUACCUGCGUAAUAGUUUAGUUACUGCUAUUUUCAAUAAAAUUGUUUCUCUAUCAGGGAAGUGUGAAUAAAAGAGAGCGAUAGUUUUUCCAGUAAGUCAAACCACAUAUAACUUUUACCAUGCUGUGUUAGUUAUGAAAACUGUCAGUCCUAGCACAUAAUCUACAGCUGCCCUCUACUGCAGUUAUUUUUGAUUGUUAUUAUUGAUGUUGCACUAGCUGGUCCAAAGGAGUACCUGGGAUAAUUGUAGUUUUAACAGGGCUGGAUUAGUGAUGUCUUUUAGAAAAACAUUUGAUAAGGAAUCUUAGCUAAUGAUUAGACAUUUAACUAGUUCUGACUAUACUCUCUUUAAGUGCAAAGGAUUGUUUACACUUGCUUGAGCCAGACAUAGUACAGGCUAGUGCACUUUCCAUUCCAGUGCUAGACUUUCAUUGUACAGAGACUGCCAGUUGUGUGGUGGGUUGUAAUGUGAACAAACAGGAACUAAGAUGAUGUCACCAAUUAACUUUCUUUUGUGAGUUAAAUAAGAUUCACGUAGUCGAACUCUCCAGAAGAGAGAAAGCUAAUUCAUUUUACCUGAUCUACUUAACAUGCUUCUGGGGGGGAGGAGGGGACCUGUCUUAUGUAUGCAAUGAUUUGAAUUGAAAGAGGACACAACUGUCCUGUGCAUGUGCUAUUACUGUGUCUCACAUACUGUGUACCAGCUAGUGUGCGUCAAUUCAGCGUGCAGUCACCUCCCUCUGUUGGCAAGCCCUGAAGCACAUCAAGGUACAGGUUUGCCUGCAGCACUUGCCUGUUAGCUAUAUAUGUUGCUUUAUAUCUGAAACUGGCAGUGUGAAAAGCUUUAUUAAAAAAAGUGAUGUCUGGUUGUGGGAUUAUAAGAACAUACAUAUGCUGAAGAUGACACACAUGACUCUUUGAUAUAUGCUCUAGCAGAGAUUAAACCAGAAUGUGUGUUAAGAAUGUUGAUAGCAGCGUGCUGUUGAAAAACUAAUUGUGUGUGUCUGAUCUAUACACUUAUUGGAGUAGAGUACAUAUAAUUUUAUUACUAGAAUGUUUGUUUCUAAGAGGGUUAUCAUACUAAACUUGAGAAGUUGAUCAUUUUUACUUUUAAUCAAGUAUAAGUUGGAAAAUAAGCAUACUAUACCCUAGCAGAUGUAGGAAAAGGUUAGUUCGAUGUAGAGAUUUUAUGUACAUUGGACUCUGCCACAAUACCUUAUAUUUGUUUUAAAUUAGAAUACAGUAUACUUUAAGUAUGUUCAUAUUAAACAUUGUAAGAAAAAAUAUCUAUAUAAGUAUAAUACUUAUAUACAGUAUUAUAGUGUCUGUAAAGUAACUAAUUUGUCAGAAGAGAAUAGCAUAAAGCAGUGCAGAGUACUGCAGCAAUACAAGUCCAUUUCCUUGAUAUACAAACAUUCUUAUAAUAGAUACUUAGUGGGAAUCGGUUUAAAUUACUAUAGAAAUUCAUGGGAAAUCACAGGGUUUGAAUUAAAUUGACUUGUUUCACUAUAUCUAAAGAAAGCUAGCAGUCCUUUGAAGAUUGUGAGUGGCAUACACCUAUUACAAGCCUAGGGAAAUGAGUGACUAGUGUAUUUGCUUAUGUGAAGAUCACAUGCUUGAGUCAACCUCGUAGUGAAAAUGUUGCCAUGCUGUGUAUUGGAAUAAGGUCCUUGUGACUGUUAAUCUAUGCAUGUGCUCUUCCUCAACCAUGGACGAGGAGUUUUACUUCUGUAGCAUGCCUGCUCAGCUCCACAGUUGUGUUAUCUGGGCAUUCCACAGGAUUUCAGCUCUGAGGCUAGAGUGGGCAGGGUACAAGAACCAUCUUGGUUCCUCCCAUAUUCCGCCCUCCAAAUCCCACAAGGAAGGAAGGUGUAAGCAGAUACAACCUGAGGCUGUAUUAAUGUACACUGCUUUUCUGCCUACCCUUGGAACAUCCCUUUCGAGGGGCACCAGCAGCAGCUGUGCUGAGGGAACCCCCAAAGGAUAGCUGCUGUAGGAGCCGAUGCUGUCCAGAGUUGUAUGAGAGGAAAGUAUGGUUAGGAUCAGAAAUAUACUCAAGAGCAUGGGCCACUUCUGGAGAUGCCCCCUUGCAACCUGUGGAUUAAAGGUGGGAAAUCCCUGAAUGCUUCUGCAGGAUGGAGGAACCCUCCAACAGACCUGUGAGUAGGAAAUUGUGAGUUGAACUUUGCAAAGUUUCCUCCCAUCAUGCGGGUUGUUCCUGUGAUGGGGAGAACGGUGCCAUUUGUUUUAAUUUAAAUCAGUGACCCUCCGACUGAGGCUUGAGAGCUGCAAGUGGCUCUUUAAUGUAUCUCCCGUGGCUCUUUGCAGCAUAUGAUUUUAAAACACUGUGUGACUUAAUUAUUAACCAAUGUAAGUUAAUGGUAGUUAAUAAAGUAAUACGUGGUCAUUUUUUAUAUAUAUAAGUAGUAAAUGAAACAAUGAAUACUCAGAAGAGCCACAGUAUAUAUAUAAUUUUCCGUCAUAGCAAAAUGACUGACCAAGUAUUUUAUUAACUGCCAUUGGUUAAUAGUAAAUAUAAGUAGUAAAUGAAACAAUGAAUACUCAAAAGACCCACAGUAGUGCGAAAUGUUUAUUGCUAAUCUGGCUCCUGAACCACUGAGGUCUGAGUAUCACUGAAUUAAAUCUAGCUGCUUUUCUUUCAGAAACAUGGCCACAAUGACAAGAACUGUGCCAGGAACACAUCUUAAAUGAAACAGGAACUAUGUCAUGAAUGCAGAUUAUCAAAGCUUCAGAACUAAAUUGUGCAGUUAUCAAGAGAGCUUGAGGCCACUGUCAGCCUUGAGUAAAGAUGCAAUUUCUCUUUUGCUCAUUCACACCCCUGUUCUCAAAAAGCUUGGCACUGAAUACUUGCUGCAUAUUCAGUAUCAGUUUGUAAUCUGUGCAGUUGCUUUUCAUUUAGAAGGCUGUUGAGGAAGAAAUAGCUUCUAGUAAAAGAAAAGGGCAUAUUACCAAACACUGCUAGACUUCAUUUCUUUGAAAAAUGCCAUUUUCUCCCUGAUUGCUUUAGCAUCUGAUCACAAAGUAGAAUGGUAGAACAAUGUAGUGUAUAUGCAUGAGAGCAACAUCUAUUCAAUAUACAAAUACUUGCUUUAUUUUUGUAUUGCAGUCAUAAGCAAGUGAGACGUAGCUUAAGACAAUUGAAAAGAACUAGAACAAUCUGAUAUAGUGGUAGGGAGAAUUCAGUGAUAGAUAAACAAGUUAGUGAAUUAAAAUAAAUCAGCCUAUCACUUCUGAGACUCCAGUUCUCAUGUGACCAGUAACCUAGCAGUAGUGUUUGCCUUUAAGCUACUUAAGACUAAUAUGUAUAGAAUAACGCUGAUCUGAAUGUCAAGUUGCAAAUGCCUGUUCACUUCUAACAACUGAUAAAGUGGCUGAUAAAAAUGACUUUAAAAUCUGA
This is a messenger RNA of Gopherus evgoodei (Goodes thornscrub tortoise), 6485 nucleotides long. RefSeq names its product mutS homolog 2 (gene MSH2). Bases 96 to 2915 code for a protein of 939 amino acids. Gene Ontology annotation, biological process: somatic recombination of immunoglobulin genes involved in immune response; mismatch repair; mitotic recombination. Gene Ontology annotation, molecular function: ATP-dependent DNA damage sensor activity; ATP binding; mismatched DNA binding. Lineage: Eukaryota; Metazoa; Chordata; Testudines; Testudinidae. The record is from RefSeq and is a predicted model, not a curated record. The transcript has 16 exons. Gene Ontology annotation, cellular component: nucleus; MutSalpha complex.